UUCCUCUCCUGGGCUGGACUCUGAACAGCAGACGGGGGCUAAGAGCUCUGCAGCCAGCCCUCCCACACACCAUCCAAGCUGGGCACCAUGAAGGACGAGGUGGCUCUUCUGGCCACUGUCACCCUCCUGGGAGUCCUGCUGCAAGCCUACUUCUCCCUGCAGGUGAUCUCGGCGCGCAGGGCCUUCCGCGUGUCGCCACCGCUCACCACCGGCCCGCCCGAGUUCGAGCGCGUCUUCCGAGCCCAGGUGAACUGCAGCGAGUACUUCCCGCUGUUCCUCGCCACGCUCUGGGUCGCCGGCAUCUUCUUUCACGAAGGGGCGGCGGCCUUGUGCGGCCUGGUCUACCUGUUCGCGCGCCUCCGCUACUUCCAGGGCUACGCGCGCUCGGCGCAACUCAGGCUGGCCCCGCUGUACGCGAGCGCGCGCGCGCUCUGGCUGCUGGUGGCGCUGGCGGCGCUCGGCCUGCUCGUCCACUUCCUCCCGGCCACGCUGCGCGCCGCGCUCCUCGCGCGACUCCCGAGGCUGCUGCGGAGGCCCUGAGACCAACGACACGGGGUCGGCGGAGCUGGGGCAGAAGAGCCGGAGCGUCCGAGAGCACGGGGGAGGGGUGCUCGCCUCCGCCUUCCCGUGUGAUUAAAGUUCCGGUGACCAGA
Messenger RNA from Galeopterus variegatus (Sunda flying lemur), 653 nucleotides. It is a transcript of the gene LTC4S, whose product is annotated as leukotriene C4 synthase. Gene Ontology annotation, cellular component: nuclear envelope; endoplasmic reticulum; membrane. The record is from RefSeq and is a predicted model, not a curated record. The transcript is spliced from 5 exons. The coding region runs from base 88 to 540 and encodes 150 amino acids. NCBI's taxonomy places the organism in Eukaryota, Metazoa, Chordata, Mammalia, Dermoptera, Cynocephalidae. Gene Ontology annotation, molecular function: glutathione transferase activity; glutathione peroxidase activity; enzyme activator activity. Gene Ontology annotation, biological process: leukotriene biosynthetic process.